CUUGGCCAUUGCCCAUGUUGCCCAAAAUGCUCUAGCUCACUAAACACUUAGACAAGCAUGCAAGAUCUUCAGCAAGUGUUUGGUUUUCGCAAGUUAGAACGAACGAGGUGCACGAGAGGCAAUACGAGCGUACCUCCUGGCUCAUUUAGUCUUUGAAAAAGCGUAGUCAUAAGCCUGCGUUUCUCUUGUUCUAUCUACAAAUAAUCCAUCAAGAUUUAAAUAACGCCAUGCGAAAUCGAUCAAAUGAACAAGAUUUCCGAAAUCUCUCGCUCGAUGUCUUUCUACCGUGAAUACACUAGCUAGCUAGUAUAAAUUAAUUAACAAGCUCCUUGCAAGAAACCAUAUCAAUCCAGCAGAUAGCUUAAACAUAACCAUUUCUCUCUUUUUUCACGACCCUUGAGAAAAAAAUGCAGAUCUUCAGCAAAGUGUUGAGAGAUACUGAUGUCCGUGUUCGGUUCUCGUUCCCAACUCAUUGCUUGCAGCAUUUAGAUUUUGCUGGAAAUAAUUCUGUUGAUUUACAUGUUAAAGAUAGCUCUGGUGAGCUUCGAGUUAUUCGUUGCCUGAAGAGAAAAGAAGAUUAUGACAAGCCAGUGCUUUCUAAGGGCUGGCUUAAAUUUGUUGCUGAUUAUGGACUGAGAGUUGGUGACAAGGUUGUUCUUCAUCGUGAGGAUGACCAGAACCUGGGGUCACAGUUCAGGAUUGAAGCUAAGAGGAGAAUCAAUCUGUUUGGUGAGGAGGUUUGGGGUGAUGUGACAAGAGCUAACUAA
Messenger RNA from Populus trichocarpa (black cottonwood), 767 nucleotides. RefSeq lists its product as uncharacterized. The record is from RefSeq and is a predicted model, not a curated record. NCBI's taxonomy places the organism in Eukaryota, Viridiplantae, Streptophyta, Magnoliopsida, Malpighiales, Salicaceae. Gene Ontology annotation, molecular function: DNA binding. The transcript is spliced from 2 exons. Bases 408 to 767 code for a protein of 119 amino acids.